This is a messenger RNA of Pseudophryne corroboree (corroboree frog), 6781 nucleotides long. RefSeq names its product transferrin receptor (gene TFRC). The coding region runs from base 238 to 2574 and encodes 778 amino acids. The transcript is spliced from 19 exons. The record is from RefSeq and is a predicted model, not a curated record. Gene Ontology annotation, biological process: intracellular iron ion homeostasis; iron ion transport. Gene Ontology annotation, cellular component: external side of plasma membrane. NCBI's taxonomy places the organism in Eukaryota, Metazoa, Chordata, Amphibia, Anura, Myobatrachidae.
GCAGCAGCAGGUGUGAGUUGGAGGGCAGCCUGGGUGGAGGGAGGAAGUCCGUGCGUCUCAUGCUGCUGCCGUAAUCGGGGCGGGCCUGCAGUGGUGUACGUGAUCGGGGGCGGUAUAACGAGCCUUGCCGCCAGCCAUUAGUUCCUGUCAGAGAAAGGACGGUACGGGAGGUGAGUGUGCACAUGGCUGCUCUCUGUACGUUUCCCGUGCUGUAGGCGUCCGGGAUUUUCGGUUUCGAUGAAGAUGGAAAGCGCACGGUCUGCGGUUACAAAUUUUUUUGGCAGAGUGCCGUUGACGUAUACCCGCUUCAGUUUGACACCGCAGACCGAUGGAGAUGGCAGUCAAGUGGAGAUGAAAUUAGCAGAUGACGAAGAGUGUGGUGAUCAGACACUGGGAGACCAUCUUGUGCAGCACAGACAAAGAAACAAUGGGUGUAAAAGUUGGUGCUUUAAAAUCCUGGGUGCAGUUCUUCUGUUUUUGAUAGGAUUUCUUAUUGGAUACUUGGUAUACAGAGGGCAUGAGACGUGCCUGUCCACUUCUGCUGCAAUUGGCUCUGAAGUUAAAAUUGAUUCUAAUGACGUGGACAAUGACGUGGAAGGUGAAGAUGAUUUUCAAGUGGAAAGCAAAAUGGAUAAGCCCAGUAUUCUUUAUUGGAGUGAUCUGAAGCCUAUUUUGGAUCGUAAAGUAGAUAAUAUUCUCUUUGAGACCAAAAUUGAAAAUCUGUCAGAGACCACUCGUGAAGCUGGCUCUGCUAAUGAAGAAACUGUGGCUAAAGUCAUGCACGAUGAGUUCACGAAGAUGUCUUUGGAUAAGGUGUGGAAUGAUGAGCAUUACGUCACCUUGCAAGACCCUGGCAGGACCAACAAAAUAACGGUUUGGAAGACAGAUGGUUCAGUAGAUGAAAUCUUUACUCCAACAUCAUAUGUGGCCUACAGUCCUGAAGGCUCUGUUAAUGCUGGCCUUGUGUACUCUCAUUAUGGACGCACAGAAGAUUUUGAUGCUCUUCGUGUCAAGAAGAUUUCUCCAGAUGGUAAACUGGUUCUUGUUCGUUCUGGAUUAAUUCCCAUUUCUGAAAAGGUUAAAAAUGCUGAGCAUGCUAAUGCAGCUGGAGUACUGAUAUAUCCUGAUCCUGCUGAUUUCACCUUCCCUGAUGAUGAAGAUAAAGACAUAGAUUCACCUUUUGGACAUGCUCAUUUUGGUAGUGGUGAUCCCUAUACACCUGGGUUUCCAUCUUUUAAUCAUACACAGUUUCCACCAUCCAGAUCUUCAGGACUCCCUGAGAUUCCAGUUCAAUCUCUUUCUAGCUGGGAUGGAAAGAAGCUCUUGAGGAAACUUUAUAAUCCUGGCUGCCCAGUUGGCUGGAAUAGUUGUGUGCUUGGUGAACAGUAUAAAAACAUUACACUUGAGGUGCACAAUAUUAAUGCUGAGAAGAAAAUUUACAACAUCUUUGGAGUUAUUAAUGGAUUUGAUGAACCAGAUCGCUAUGUUGUGGUUGGUGCUCAGAGAGACUCUUUGGGUGCUGGAGUAGCCAAGGCAGUCGUUGGAUCAUCUGUUCUGCUAGAGGUCGCCCGUGUGUUAUCUGAUAUGAUUAAAAUAGAAGGGUAUAAGCCCAGGCGUAGUAUCGUGUUUGCAAGUUGGAGUGCUGGUGAUUUUGGAUCUGUUGGUGCAACUGAAUGGUUAGAGGGGUACCUUACCACUCUGCAUCUUAAGGCAAUAUCCUACAUCAAUCUGGAUGCUGUUGUUCAAGGUUCUGGAUCAUUUCAAAUGUCUGCCAGCCCACUGAUGUAUAACAUGGUCCAAAAAAUAAUGAACGAGGUAGCUGAUCCUAUUGCAACUGACAAACUCCUAUAUGAACAGUUCUCCCAAGCUAACUCAAGGGAUUGCAUUCCUUGUUUCUCCAUGGAUGAUGCUGCUUACCCCUUUCUUGCAUACUCAGGAAUCCCAUCUGUAUCUUUCAGUUUUCGGAAGGACCAAAAGCCCUACGCAUAUCUUGGCACUUCAAAAGAUACUUUCAAUACUUUCAAGAAGUUGGUUAAUGUGGAUCGUAUGUGCAGGACUGCUGUGAAGUUUGCUGCCCUGAUAGUCCUGCGACUGACGCAUGAUCACAUUCUGCCAUUUGACUACACAAGAUAUGGAGAGGAACUACGUAAAUCUAUCACUGCCCUAAAUACUCAAUGGAUGGCCAUAACGACUAUGAACCUAAACUUGAAAUGGAUCAAUUCUGCUUUGGGUGACUUCAGGAGAGCAGCUAACUCUCUUAAAAGGAGUACUCUUGAAUCAGACCUUGAGAACAUGCCCUUUGUCCGCUCUCUAAAUGAUCGUGCUAUGAAGGUUGAAUAUUCCAUGCUAUCCCCUUAUGUCUCUCCUAAGGAAACUCCGUUUCGUCAUAUUCUCUACGGUGUUGGCAAUCACACGGUUUCAGCAUUAAUGAAGCACCUACUUGUGCUUAGAGAUAGUCCAUCUCUGUUCAAUGAAUCUGUCUUUAAAAACCAGUUGGCUCUUUUUACUUGGAGUUUGCAGGGUGCUGCCAAUGCCUUAGCGGGUGAGAUCUGGGAAAUAAAUAAUGAGUUUUGAAGCUGCACUACCAUCGAGUAAAAGAUUUUACAAAGGCUCCCUCCAACAAGUUGAACCCUUUGUGGCCAGAUUUUCCUUUCUCAUACAGCCCUAGUCCAAAAAUUAUGGGAGGUGUGAGCAGGAGGACCUAUUAUAAGCUGAAAGAUUGCAGAAAAUUAUUGGUUCUCACGCUUAUACCCAACCAAACAAAGUGUAUUUGUCAGUUCUAUGUUACAGCACCAGGAAGAGCCCAGGUGUAGUUACUGAAUGAAGCAAAGUCUGGCUUUGUCUAAUGUUGGUGGCACCUUGGUAAAAUUUUUGGUAUUGCAGUUAUGUAUACACGUCUAAACCUAAGCACUUAAUCAGUCUUUUUUUCCCUAACGUGGGUUUGUUUUUGUUUUUUGUUUUUUUUUGGCAGAAGCAUUGGGUCUCUUCAAUUUGUUUUCGCAGACUUAUUUCAAGAAACCCUGUACAAAAUCUAUGACUGUUUAAAAUGCAGUUAUCCGCCACUUGUUCAGUUGGCUCAUGGUUUCCUUGUGUUGUAUUUUUUAUUGCAAGAAGUGUCUGUACGGAUAUUUGACCUUUUUAGUGUUUGAUAUAACUUUCAAAACUGAAAUAAUUUAAACAGUCUUGUGGCUGUCAGAGCUGAUCUUUGAACUGUAGUAGGUAAUUGAAAUGGAGGCAAUUUCUGAAUAGGUACAUAGUGUAGAGUAGUAUGGGAAAAUGUAUGCCAGCGUAAUACAUGAAGAGUAUGUAUGUAUCCAUCUUUUAAAUCAAAACACUUGUGUAUAGAGUAAUGUCAGCCAUAUUUUUGAAAUAUAGUUUAAUUAUAGAUCUGCAGACAAACCACUUUUGCUAUGGUUCAUCUACUGAGGGGGCUAUAUAUGUUAAACAAUUGUUAUGCAGUGUAUUUACCUAAUAUAAACUUCUUCCUGUAAGUACAUUGGAGGCAUGUCUUUUUGCCUUGGCACAAAACAUUUAUAUGCCAAUGAAACUCAUAUGGUUGGGGAUGUGUGUAUAUCUAUGCCUCACAGCAGCUGUUCAAUAGAUUAUAUAAAUACAAUCUCUCCAGCAAAUUUACAUUAUGUUGACACUAUUGUACAUACUUGACAGUUGAGAGAUUGACCAUUGGGCCUUCUGUCAGUCAUGACUAAGCUACAUAAAAUAUAUAAAACUACUUUUAAGUUAAAAAGAUCUCCUCUGACAUCCUUAGAAAAUCAAUACACAAAUGGUCGUUCUGCACAGACACUGCAUGUGCUAAAUCUAAAAUAUCUGAGUUUUUUUUUUUUUGUUUUUUUUCUCUCCACCUUGCACUUGAAUGGAUUUUAAGAGUAACUGAAUAGGUGAUCCUGGCCCUAGGUUAUUCCACGUUUGUUUUUGUUUUUUUCUAUUGCUGUGAUGAUUGUCUUUUUGCUUUUAAAAGCCAGUAAUGCUGCUGAUGUUGUGCAUGUCCAAAACUUGGUGCUUACUGUAUAAAAUUAUCAGGUUACCUAAGUACUUUCAAGAUGCUUGUGGGGCAAGCGCUUCUCUUUUAUAUGGCUGAGGACCCAAUUUUUUUUUUUCUCCUUGUUUAAUUUAUUCUUUUUGCGGUACUUUUCGUGCUCUACUAUUGGCUGCCUGCUCCAGAUGUGACUUUUACAACUGGAUAUUAAAUCGGUCUACUUUUUCACAUUAGAGUCCUGUUAUUUUAAAUGGCAUCUAACCCUGCAGAGCAGGAUUUGUGAGAAUUUAAAGGUGGAUUGAUUUAUUUUUUAAAAACUAGCAGGAAUUCUAGAUUUCUUAAGCACUGAAUUAUUAUUUAUUUAUCAGUGACAGCGAUCACUAUAAAUGGUGUUAAUGUGUUCUGGUAAUUAUCGGAAGCAGUGCCUUCCAUAAUUGACGGUUAUACUGUCGGAAUUUUUUUUACCUAUGAUAAAAAUUAAAAGCAGCAUCUGCUUACCUGACUGAACAUGAUGCUGGAAUUUCUGCUGUUGCACAGUGUGUAACCAACUUCAGAAGCUGUUGUGAUGAAGCCCAUGGUAUAGAAUGUGUGUUUCAGUACAAAUAGUGCAAGAGAAAGUUGUUUGCAGUAAUCUGCAAUCAUACUGUAUGCAGCCUGCAAGAUUGCAGGGUCCAUAGAGGAUAAGCAAUAAAAUGGAAGUAUUACUGACCUUGUAUGGUUGGUUAUGUGAAACCUCUCAACUCACACUGGGACAGAUGUAUUAAGCCUGGAGAAGUGAUAAAGCAGUGAUAAGUGCAAGGUGAUAACGCACCAGCCAAUCCGCUUCAUCACCUUGCACUUAUCACUGCUUUAUCACUUCUCGAGGCUUAAUACAUCUGCCCCUUUGUUUUGUACCGGCGUCCUGCUGUAUUACCAUGGGAUGUGUUUUACUGAACAUGCAUGGUGCUAUGGAUGGUAUUUUGUGGGUGGCUUGUUGAAGCUUUACAGCAGAAUUUCUAGCGACUUUUUAGAUCAUGAAUUUCAGUGGACAUUAUCGGGAGCAGUGUCUUCCAUAAUGGAUAUGUAUAAAACCGGUAGUUUUUGCCUACCACCGUGUUAUAUCGGGGGCAGUGAUCCCUCAUGUUACACUACAGGUGUACUUGAUUAUCGGGAACAGUGUUUCCCAUAAUUGGUUUUACAAUAAAUGUCUUUCUUGCAAUGCUUGAACUUAUCUAAUACUGGUGUACUGUCUGUAUUGUUGUGUCCUUUUAUUGACUUGUAACUAUGUUUAAAAAGGAAAUGUACACUUUGUCUAUGAUGCAAUGUGGCUUUAAAUUACAAAUUAAUUAUACUGACUUGAGAAAUGUGGUGGUGUAUUCCCCCCCCCCCAAUCCCUCCCCCUUGUGGAGACUAGUUUUAAACAAUGUCCACAUAAUGUGUGUAGUCUCAAAUCAUACGUGCAAGCACUUAAUUAACUUGAAUUACAGUACCCUCCUCUGCAUAAGCACUUACCGGAAACAAAUGCGCUUUUCACUUCAUGAACCAUAGGUAUAAUUUACAAAUAAAAUGAAAAUUUAUUUCCUUUUUAAAUGUAAACAAUAUUAAAGUAAUGUGACUUAAGGUGCAUACACACGGAGAGAUUUUGACUGAGAUUUCCCUUGAACUGGCAGUAGGAAAUUUUGACUAACUUUACGAGCGAUUUUGGCUAUGAGCGAUUUUGGCUAACUCAUUCAAGCAAGGGGAUGCUUUUUCUUUUCCAGCGACCUAGCCAAAAUUGACUUGCCUGCACAGUCUAUUUUUAGCAGCGAUAGCGACCUGGCGGGACGCGCAUCGCUAUCGCUGGCUGUGUACACUGAGCGAUAUGCACUAACUUUCCGAGCGAUUUUGACUAUAUAGUCAAAAUCUCUCAGCUAUAUCGCUCCGUGUAUAUGGACCCUUUAGUCACUUGCUUUUCACGAGUACAGGUCUUGUUUCAGCUUGCAUCUUCUUGAAGUGGUAAGCUUCCAAAUGUUUGCCUUUGUUUUUUUUUGUCUUGAAGUUUCAGUGACCAGUAGGGCUGGCAUGUUCCUAAUAGGCCUACACAUUAGGCGAUUUCACUGAAAGAUAUGAAUGCUCAUAUCGUUCAGUGUGUGUGUAGGCACCAAAGAUGAACGAUGCGCUGCCCCUACCCCUGUCGCCCAUUAGCCAUAUCGGCCGUCGGACACCUUGGUGGCAUAUCGCCUAAUAUGAAAGUGAAUGGUAAAACUGAAGCCUUCAGCUAUUGAAACUUUUAUGUAAUCUUUAAAAAUCUCCAAAUCUCUGCAUGCUUCAUGUAUUAAUUGUGGCAUAGAUGCUCUUUCAGUUAUUCCCAAAGUGUAGUUGACUACUGUACCACAGUCAUGAAACCUGGCUGCAUAUACAGAAACCUGGCUGUGCCGACUGUAGGGGAAAUACACAGGAAUUAUGUUCUAGAUCUCCCCCAAAAAAUGGAGGAACACAAGCUUGCAGAAUCAAGUUUACUGGUCCUCCAAAGGUUCAAUUAGGAAACCACUGAAUUUCUUAAUUUUGUUGUUGAUAUGUACAGCGUUAUUACCAGCUUGUUGAGAUUGGAUUUAAUUCACCCUGGCAAGUGAAAAAUAUUGGACUAGCCGUGUAUUUGCCACUCCUUUUUAAACCCCUGUUUUCACAUCCUAUGUCGGCAUUCCUGCACUUUUUUUCCCUGCUUAAAUUUGUAUGGGUCUUUGUGGAAUAAACUGCAGUAUUCUUGCUAUCACAUAUUGAUUAACAUUUCAAUGUUAUGGUGUGAUUCAAUAAAAGGUUUGAACAAAA